CAACUUGCGUCUCAGAGCGCAGCAUAUUCAUGGCUGCUCUUGCCUCCUUCCACUGCUAGCAUGCUCGCCGUCGUACAUCGAAUCCCUAUUUCAUUCCGUCUUCAACAUUGUGUCUCAGGUGGACCCGCGGAAACUCGAGCAUCUGAGACAUGACCGAUGGUCAGAACCCAGAGACAUCCGCGGGCACGCCCGCACAUCCCUUGCUCACCACCACGAUCAUUUCUGCGCCAUGUCAGCCUCUUUUGAUGCGCAAGCUUUCGUGCGAUACUCGUUGGGGGGCCGGGACCUGUCGACAAACCUGUGUCUCAUACUACAAGGCGUGUUGCUGGGGCAGUUCGCCCGGUACAUCUCGAAUGGAUUCCACCGCUCCGAUCCGACCAUAAUGCGGGUGUGGCUGGUGGGGCUGCUGUUUCUCACGCUGGGGAAGAACCUGUCCGACUUGUAUGUCACGCACCGUCAGAACACGACACGGUUCCUCGAUGCAUCCGGCGUGCUCAUGGACUAUAUCUCCCUCAAAGGCCAAGCGAGCUACUUGGUGAACGUCGUUCUUGUGUUUUACGUCCAGAUCUUCUUCUGUUGGCGGCUUUGGACACUUUGCAGAAGAAUCUGGCUGCCAUCGCUGAUUGCUCUGUCAUUCGUCGGGGCUGCUAUCGCAGGAAUCCUCUCUGUUCCCGCGACACAUGCGAAAUAUGUGCUCCGAUGGUCCGCAGCAUGUUAUAUCAUCUAUUUCGCGGGCGAUCUGAUCCUCUGCGCAUCAAUGAUGUACCAUCUCCUCAUAAGCACUGAUGCCAGGUCAAGCCAACUCUUCCGCGACACAGCAAACGUUCUUGCCCGGAUCGCCCGAAUCACGAUCCAAUCCGCACUCCCGGCGGUCAUCUGCGCGCUGGUCGAUCUCAUCGCGUCGCAGAUAAAUCAGAACUACUACGCCCUCGACGUCGCGACGACGCUGACGAUUAUCACGACGCACGUGCUCCCGAUGUGUUACGCACUGUCGUCGCUUUGGACGUUAAAUUCGAGGAUGGGCUGGAGACGGGCGGGGGAAACAAGGGACGCAGCGAGUUCCAGAGGAUGUUCAGUCGAAGCGCCGUAAUUGAUGACGGGCGGCUCGCUCGAGUCUACGUGGAUUGUACGUCCGCGAGGUGCUGCGUGGGAAAAAGGAAAGGGCUGGUUAAUGAUUGGCGUGCGCGAUGUUCGUUUUAUGGCAGAAUGCUGAGAUUCCUUGCGUGAGGUUGCUCUCAACAAGCUGUGCCGAGGAAAAAGUGCAAUGGCCUCGACCGCGAAAUGAACGCGGGACCACUUCCACCCUCACACUCAGACGCCCUAAGGAAGUAUCAUACGACUAGGCCAUUAAGGCAGCGGAGCCGUUGCUCCCCGAAUCACCCUGCACUCUCAAAGAUGAAACAUUUCCUUCGUACUCUCACAGAUGAAAUAUUUCCUUCGUAAUGU
Messenger RNA from Mycena citricolor, 1446 nucleotides. The record is from the annotation of a GenBank genome assembly. Lineage: Eukaryota; Fungi; Basidiomycota; Agaricomycetes; Agaricales; Mycenaceae.